GUGUUAACUAUCUUUUCAAAACCUUACGGAAAUUACAGAGACUUGUCACUACACUCGGAUAACAGACUUAACCAGGAAAUCUCUGAAAGCAUACCAAAAUUAGAGGCAAGCCACUUGCUGCUUUAUGGAAUAUCUAGCAAUUGGUGAUAAGAUUAACAUAAGGCGAUCCGACGGAUGCAUACAAUCCGCAACAGUCGGAUUGAAGAGUAUCGAGCGCCAGAUAGUUACCGUUGAAUGGACUCAGGGUAACAAGGUGAAAGGCAAGGAGAUAACUUGGAGCUCGGUGCUGGAGUUGAAUCCAUCUCUUGCGAAAGGAAAGGAGAAGAUCAUGGAAAUGGAACCGCUAAAAGUUGAGCUAAAGCCACCAAGCUAUAACAUGUAUCGUAAGAAGUCCGGUAACAACUCCUUGAAGAAGCGUCUCCGUGCUGCUGGCAGAUGCGAUAUGGUCAUCACUCCGCCAUCAGUAAAGCAAGCAAAGCCUUCGGGUCCCCCGAUCUCGAACAGAGCACCGACCCCUUUCAACCGAUCGAGUUCCUCGACUGUUGCACCCCGUUCCAGUGUUGUCCGUGAGGUAGAACGUUUGAAGGAGCAGCGGGAGCGUCGACGUGCUCUACAAGCAGAACAGCGCAAGGAACUUAGUGCCUUGAAGAGCAAGGAUCCCAACAAUCCCAACUGGGAAGUGGCUCUCAUGGUCGGCAACUAUCGCGAUCAGUUGCAAAUGAAUCCAUUGCGAUGCCUGAGUCCACGCGGUGCACGUGUCCAACAGAUCACAGUCUGCGUUCGGAAACGUCCAAUGAGCCGACGUGAGUUGCAGUCCAAGGCCGUGGACAUAAUCUCGGUGACGAAUCGUGGCUCAUUGAUCGUGCAUGAGUUGCGUAAUAAGGUCGAUCUAACCAAGUUCCUGGAGCACCACAAGUUUCGCUUUGACUAUACUUUCGAUGAGGCUUGCAGCAAUACUCUGGUCUAUGACCACACCGCUCGACCCUUGAUCCGUACCAUGUUUGAAGGGGGUAAUGCCACCUGCUUUGCCUAUGGCCAGACGGGAAGUGGCAAGACCCACACCAUGGGUGGUGAGUUCUGUGGCAAGGUCCAGGACUGUACAACUGGUAUUUAUGCCCUUGCGGCCAGAGAUGUCUUUAAUGAACUUAACAAGCCCAAGUCUCGUGAAUUGGGUGCUAGUGUCACUUGCAGCUACUUUGAGAUCUAUGGGAGUAAGGUCUUCGACUUACUGUUGCCGGACAAACCGAUGCUCCGUGUGCUAGAGGAUGGACGACAGCAGGUUGUGAUUGUGGGUCUAACUCAAGUGCCAGUGACCAAAGUCGAGGAAGUGUUGGGCAUCAUUGAGCAGGGCAAUCGGGAGCGCACAUCCGGCCAAACCUCGGUGAAUAUCAAGUCUUCCCGUUCCCAUGCCGUAUUCCAAAUGUCCCUCUACAUGCCCGGCUCCUGUGAGCCAUGCGGCAAGUGCUCCUUUGUGGACUUGGCUGGCAAUGAACGUGGCGCAGACACUCAGUCUGCUAAUUUACAGACACGUCGCGAGGGUGCUGAGAUCAACAAGUCUCUUUUGGCACUCAAGGAGUGUAUUCGGGCUUUAAGUCGACACUCAACUCAUUUACCAUUCCGUGGGUCCAAGUUGACGCAAGUGCUGCGCGAUUCGUUUAUAGGAGGAGAGCAGAACAGGACUUGCAUGAUAGCCAUGAUAUCCCCGAGCCUGACUUCCGUGGAGAAUACUUUGAAUACUCUUCGAUAUGCAGAUCGCGUCAAAGAAUUGGUGGCCAAGGACGAUGAUUUUGUCGACUAUGAUAUGCCAACUGCAGACGAAGAAAAGAGUUGUGAAAUGGAUGAUGAUAUGCAGGAAAGCUCUGGCUUUAAAGACGAGACAGAAUCGGAUUCGGAUGACUCUGAAAAUGAUGUGCCGGAUGAGCCAAACGGCUUUGUUGACUUUAACUCCAGCCAGACAUCGGAGUGCCAUAGUUCCCUCAACAAGUGUGACAGCUAUCAGAACAUUAGUAGCGAGGUUGAAAACGACAUAAAAACUAAUGCACAGACAUUUGAAUUGACCGAUGUUAUCAUGCAACAUGAUGUGCUCUUCGACUACGUUACCAACUUUAACAAGGACUUCGAAAAAAUCGCCACAGAAACUCCAUCUGUGAAGAAUAUCCGCUUGACGAAGUUUUUGCAGGAAUCGGAGUCCCAUUUACGAGAACUAGAGGGUAUUGUGAAGCACACAUAUAAUAUGGUCUCAAAUUUUAACUCACAGCAAUAUCUCGAAUGCGGAGGGGAAGAUCAUAUUGAAGAGAAUGUCGAGAUGUAGAUUGAAAACAUAACCCAUAUUUUAUUUAUUUUCUAUGGUACGUCAUAUUGUAUGUAUUAUGUAUUAAAAAAUAUAAAUUAUAAGCCUAGGACACACCUUUGGCAACCAAUGCUG
This is a messenger RNA of Drosophila innubila, 2425 nucleotides long. It is a transcript of the gene Klp59D, whose product is annotated as kinesin-like protein Klp59C. The transcript has 3 exons. Gene Ontology annotation, biological process: microtubule-based movement. The record is from RefSeq and is a predicted model, not a curated record. Gene Ontology annotation, molecular function: microtubule motor activity; ATP binding; microtubule binding. NCBI's taxonomy places the organism in Eukaryota, Metazoa, Arthropoda, Insecta, Diptera, Drosophilidae. The coding region runs from base 125 to 2311 and encodes 728 amino acids.